Molecule: messenger RNA, 1191 nt
Organism: Cajanus cajan (pigeon pea)
Lineage: Eukaryota; Viridiplantae; Streptophyta; Magnoliopsida; Fabales; Fabaceae
Source: RefSeq, a predicted model, not a curated record
AUGGAGAAUCUUCGUAAGCAACAUGAAGCCGAUCUCCAACAAAUGCGUGCUGAGCAUGCUGCUUUCAGAACUCAAUGGCAGCAACAUCAGCCACCAUACACACAUCAUGCCAGUCAUGUUUCCCCUGCCACCGAAGAACAUCAUUCUUCCCCAGAUCCUACUUAUCCAUCAAACCCAACUCGGACUCAUCGUUCCGAACAUACCCAUAUCAGUCGUCCGAUUGACAAUCACCACUCGGUUCAUCGACACCCAUUUGUUGAUGGAAUCAUGGAAGUUCCCCUUCCAACUGCUUGGAAGCCGUUGAAUAUUGAGCGAUAUGAUGGCACUACAGACCCCGAUGAGCACAUCGACGCCUAUAUCACUCAAAUCAACCUUUACACAAACAACGAUGCCAUCAUGUGCCGUGUAUUUCUGACUUCCCUCAAAGGCGCUGCUCUUAGUUGGUACACCCAACUGCCAUCCAGAUCGAUUGACAACUUCAACACCUUGGUACGACUUUUCUCCGCCCAGUAUGCCACUAGCAGACCACAUCAUAUCACAUCGGCCGCGCUCUCAAAUUUGCGACAACAAGAUGAUGAGUCUUUGAGACAUUUUAUGGAACAUUUUGCGAACGUUUCUAUAAAAAUCCGCAAUCUUAAUCCGGAGGUCGCCCUUCAUUCCAUGCUUAUGGCACUCAAACCUGGGCCAUUUGUUGACAGUCUUUGCCGACAUCAACCGGCAAGCAUGGAUGAACUCAGAGCACGUGCAGCUGGAUAUAUUCAAAUAGAGGAACACGUCGAGUUCCGUAAUUCUGUCCGCGACAGUUUCACCACUAAGGGCGAGUCUAGUACCAGGGAAAGCUCAAAGGCUCAUAUUGACCAGAGAUCAAAAAGACCUCGUCAAUCACGAGGUCCCAGGUAUGAAUUUUACACACCUCUUAAUGCUCCUCGUGUUAACAUUUUGGAGGAAGCUAACCAUGCAGAUUUGAUCUCUCUACCCCCACCGGCACACAAUCUGGUCAACGCUGAUAAGAGCAAGCAUUGCCGUUAUCAUAGAAAUUACAGACAUGCAACAGAAGAAUGUUGGAGCCUCAAAGAUCGAAUUGAAGAACUCAUUCAAGCUGGCCAACUUGGACAAUAUAUCCAACGCGGCAAAGCUUCUCGUGGGGGCUUCCGAGGACGUGGAAGAGGACGUGGCAAAUUUCCUGGCUGA